CUUUGGAAACCUCUGCAGCAAGAACCUGCUAAUCUGUGGAUGGGAACCUUUGUAGAGACAAAUGUGGCAGACUGAAUAUUAGGACUCCUGCUACGAUCAGAAGAGACUUAAUUUUCUUUGUGUCAUGACAAGCACUUGGUGAUAUUUGUUUUUGCAGUUUGUGCUGUGUUUAUAAAUAGGAAAGUGUGAUGGCUUGGAUACUGCAGCCUUCCCAGAGGUUUACCUAACCCUUGCAUUAGUGGUAAGAACCAAGUAACCGCCUCCAGAUGUGUGAGAGAGAGCACUGCCUGACUAUUUACAAUGAACAUCGCCCUCUUCACACUCCAACUUACUCUUUGCUCCUUUGGCAAUGCCCAGGUUAAUGCUUAAUCCAAGUGCAGACCUAUAAUUUCUAAGACCAAGCCCUGUUUAUGAGAUAGAGGUAAAGUGGAUGCCUGCAGAUCAGUUGUGCUUGUACACAGGUAGAUACACUCAGAGAAUCAUCUCCAGCUUUUACGGAAAGGAACUUUCAGGGCUGGCCAAAGGAAGCUGCCACAAUGCCCAAAAAAUCCGGAGUAUCCAAAGGCUUUGCCGUUGCCUUUGUUGUCCUGACGAUUAGUGCCAUCGCUGGGAUGAUCUCCAUGAUGGUUGUUUACGAGAUUCAGACUAAAGGGCUAAACAUGACUGCCCCGCCAAUCAUAACGACCUCCACUCCACCUCCGCCACCGGUUAUGCGAUUGCCGAGGUCCUUGAUUCCUGAAAGCUACGACAUCAUCCUUCAGCCUCACCUCUACACCAGUAUCAAGGAAAAGGUGAACGUCACAACCCCAAACCAGACGCUGACCUUCAUUGGAAACUCCACCGUGCACUUCCAGUGUCACCAAGAUACAACGUACAUCUUCCUCCACAGCCUUGGACUGAACGUUUUUGCUCCACGCGUGAUUGACAAAGACACGGGCAGUCCAAUAAAUGUCCGCUCAGUCAAACACCACAAAGAUGUUUCUCACUUCUUGGAGAUUAAUGUGGAUGGAAGAUUUAAAGCUGGAGGGAACUACAGUUUGUUUUUGGCUUUUGAGGGAGAAAUAUCUGAGUAUCUUCAAGCACUGUAUGUAAGCAAAUAUACUCAAACCAACAAAGAAGCUGUAAAUGAAACAAUAGAGGAAAGAUUCCUUGCAGCCACAAAUCUGGAGCCUACAAGUGCGAGGAGAUUAUUUCCUUGUUUCGACGAGCCAGACAUGAAGGCUGCUUUUCGGUUGAAAGUCAUCCAUAGACGGCAAACAACAGCUCUGUCAAAUACAAGACGAAGCCCAGAUUCCUAUGUUUUGGACGAGGACUGGAAAUUAACCAGUUUUUUUGAGACACCGAAGAUGUCGACCUAUUUAUUUGCCUUCACAAUCUCACAGGAUGACUUCACAUACAUCGACUCCUCGACAAGCACUGUGAAUAUUAGAACUUAUGCCCGUCCUGAAGCCAUGGAAGCAGGACACGUUGAAUAUGCCGCCAAAAUAACUGCAAAGAUUCUCGAGUUCUACGAAGGACAUUUCGGUCUGAAAUAUGAAAUGAACAAUCUUGAUCAAAUUGCUCUGCCAGACUUGGAACCUUUAGCAAUGGAAAACUGGGGUCUGAUCACAUACCAGGAAGGAGCUUUGCUCUAUGAGGAAGGAGUAUCAUCAUGGUUACACAAGGAACUAAUCACCUCUGUCAUUGCUCAUGAGUUGGCACACCAGUGGUUUGGAAAUCAGGUGACGAUGAAAUGGUGGAAUGAAAUUUGGCUCAAUGAAGGGUUUGCCACCUACAUGUCCUACCUUGCAAUGGACCAUGCUGAGCCAUCAUUUCAAAUAAAAGAGAAACUUAUCAUGGAUGACCUCCACACCGCGUUUGAGGAGGAUGCUCUAUUGACAUCCCAUCCUCUCAGCACUCCAUCGGAUUAUGUCCAGACACCUGGUGAGAUCCUUGGGAUGUUCGAUGCUAUAAGUUACAGCAAGGGGGCCAUGGUGCUGAGAAUGCUGGCGAACCAUGUGGGUGAAGAGAGAUUUCACAACGGGAUCAGAGAGUACCUCAGAGUCUACCAAGGAAGAAAUGUAGAACAGGGCGACCUGUGGGAGUUGAUCCAAAAUGAGGUUGAUCAGAAUUCGUUCAAUAUUCCCAGUUUCAUGAAAAGUUGGACCACUCAAAUCGGAUAUCCCGUUAUCACCAUCAACACUACCACCGGAGAAUUCUACCAGAAGCACUUCCUCUACAACAGCUCUGUUGUAUCCAGUUUAUUGUGGGAAAUCCUCUUUAAAUUCACUACAAAUAUCACCCUACCUAAGUCCAUCGAGCUGGUGAUCAACAAACCAGGGGUACAGCAGAUGGACGAAUUGAUUUCACAGAAAGGAGAGUGGAUCCUGGCAAACGUCAACUGUACUGCAUACUGCAGAGUCAACUACAACCCAGAGAACUGGCAGCGCCUGCUGAGUCAGCUGGAAACAAACCCAGAUCGUAUCCCACUGAUGAACAGAGCACAGCUUAUUGAUGAUGCCUUCAACUUGGCAAGAGCGAAGCUGGUCAAUGUGACUCUGGCUCUGAACUCAACCCGUUUCCUCCGUAAAGAGAAAGCUUUCCUUCCCUGGGAGUCAGCUGUUAGAAAUCUGGGGUACUUUGUCCUCAUGUUUGAUCGCUCUGAGGUGUACGGACCCAUGCAGCUUUACCUUCGACAUCAAGUAGAGGAGCUUUAUAACUUCUUCAAAAACCACACAGAUUACUCAACUGUCCCAGAGAAUCACUCAUUACAGCACAACCAGAUCACUGCCAUAGAGGUGGCCUGUUUCAGUGGACUUCUAGAUUGCAUAGAGAUGGCUACAACGAUGUUUGCCAACUGGAUGAACACAAACUCCACCAACAACAUCCACCCCAAUCUGAGGUCUGUAAUCUACUGCCAAGCUGUGGCCGCUGGCGGGAAGAAGGAGUGGGAGUUUGCCUGGGAGAAGUUUCAGAGCUCCACUGACACCUCAGAGAAAGAGCAACUCAGACAAGCUCUAUCCUGCACCAAGAAGACCUGGCUCCUCAACAGAUACCUGGAGUACACUUUGGAACCCGACAAGAUACGUCUGAUGGAUGUUGCUUCUACCAUCAAUCUCGUAGCGGAAAACGCUGCAGGACAAGCACUGGCUUGGAACUUCAUGAGAGCCCACUGGGAUUACGUCAGUCAGGGAGAUGCAGCUGCACUGAUUGAAGGAGUGACCAGGAGGUUUUCCACAGAGUUUGAGCUGCAGGAGCUGAAGGGCUUCUUGGAAAAUAUGGAGUUGCACGGCGCCUACAGAGCCACGCUUCAGGCCAUCGAGCAAACCCAAGUCAACAUCCAGUGGGUCAAGGAGCAUCGAGGGAUUGUCCUGGAGUGGUUUGAAAGAGAGACUGCCGAUCUAGAAUAAACACAGCUGGCCGGUCGGAUGGGCAAAGCAGCCGGUUUUUAGGCAACUCUAAAGUAAAUCUGACUACAGAUUAAGUUGCUUCAGUUAAUCAAACAGAAGCAACAAGAAGUGUAGCACAGGGAGCUGUGCCUUUAUUUAUAGUGUAUUUAAUGGAAACAGUAGAAACAUAGAAAUUUUAUUCCCUUUUCUGAAUUUUGCAUCCAUGGUAAAGAUGUCCUUAUAUAGUAAAUGGCCUGCACUUGUAAAGCGCUUUAUCUAGUCCGAGGACCCCAAAGCGCUUUACACUACAAUCAGUCGUCCACCCCACCUACGUCGUAGCUACAGCUUCCCUGAGGCAGACUGACAGAAAUGGGGCUGCCAUUAAAUCAGCACCACCACCAUCAGAAAUGUCUUGGCCAAGGAUACAACGAUUUGAACUGGCAAUCCACCAGUUCCAAGAUGAACCCCUAUCACCUGAGCCACCGUCACAAUGUAUGGGACGACAGUGGGAUUAUUUGUAUAUGUGUUGCUGCUGCUGAUUUAUCAGAAAUAUAAAUGUUUUGAUGGACUGACGGUUCAGUAAUCAUUUCACUGUCUUAAUACACAGCUUCAGUUUAAAAAACAAACUUAAACUAAUCAGUCUUCACUCUGCUGGUUUCCAAACACACAUCCACACUAACAUCUGAAUUUCUGUUUGUGCGUUAUGUUGUAAUCAAAGAAUCCAUUUAUUGUUCUUGCUUUCAUUUUGCUAAAAUUGUUAUUUUUAAAAAUAAAAACAUCAACGCUGA
Girardinichthys multiradiatus is the source of this 4156-nucleotide messenger RNA. RefSeq names its product alanyl (membrane) aminopeptidase a (gene anpeplb). Gene Ontology annotation, molecular function: zinc ion binding; peptide binding; metalloaminopeptidase activity. Bases 537 to 3389 code for a protein of 950 amino acids. Gene Ontology annotation, biological process: peptide catabolic process; proteolysis. Lineage: Eukaryota; Metazoa; Chordata; Actinopteri; Cyprinodontiformes; Goodeidae. Gene Ontology annotation, cellular component: cytoplasm. The transcript has 20 exons. The record is from RefSeq and is a predicted model, not a curated record.